Molecule: messenger RNA, 2526 nt
Organism: Chiloscyllium plagiosum (whitespotted bambooshark)
Lineage: Eukaryota; Metazoa; Chordata; Chondrichthyes; Orectolobiformes; Hemiscylliidae
Gene: hacl2
Product: 2-hydroxyacyl-CoA lyase 2
Biological process (GO): L-valine biosynthetic process
Cellular component (GO): acetolactate synthase complex
Molecular function (GO): magnesium ion binding; acetolactate synthase activity; flavin adenine dinucleotide binding
Source: RefSeq, a predicted model, not a curated record
AGCUGUGUUGAUGACGUUUUAGACCGGUUUAUGAUAGGUCGGUGAUGGUGUCAGUCAUCCUCCUGGAGACGGGGCUUGGCCCAGGCGUCUGCAGCGGGUGGGAGGAUCCGGUGACUGGGCCGUGGCUAUGGGGCUUGGAGUGGCGGCGGUUGCCGGCUACCUGCUUUCAUGGGGCCUGCUGGCUGUCGCUUUUGGCUGCUCGCUGUUCGCCGUCUGGAAACUGGGGCUGGUUCAGCGGCUGCGAUACCGGGUGGAAGCUUCAAGUCCCAGACAUGGUGGUGAGAGUGUAGCAGAGGUGCUGAAGGCUCAUGGUGUGAAGUACGUGUUCACCUUGGUGGGAGGACAUAUCUCACCAAUCCUUGUGGCUUGUGAGAAGAUUGGCAUCCGUGUGGUAGACACACGACAUGAGGUCACAGCUGUAUUUGCUGCUGAUGCUGUGGCCAGGCUUUCAGGUUCUAUUGGUGUUGCUGCAGUAACUGCAGGUCCUGGUUUAACUAACACUGUAACUGCAGUGAAAAAUGCGCAAAUGGCAGAGACUCCAGUACUUCUAAUUGGGGGAGCAGCUGCAACUCUUUUACAGGGCAGAGGUGCGCUGCAAGAUAUUGAUCAGCUGUCACUUUUCAGAACCCUCUGUAAGUUCUGUGCUACUGUCCGUACAGUUCGUGACAUUGUUCCUGUGCUCCGGAAAGCUAUUGCAGUGGCUCAGUCUGGUACUCCAGGACCUGUGUUUGUUGAGUUUCCAAUUGAUGUCCUCUACCCAUAUCAUGUAGUUCGGAAAGAGGUCAUUCCAAAAAGUGCACCUAAGGGAGUUGUGGGAAAAGCUGUAAAUUGGUAUCUUCAUAACCAUCUAAAUAACCUGUUUGCUGGAGCCUGGGACAAGAGGGACAUCUCACCGCUACCAGUUGAUCAUCCCAUGGCCACAGCUAAUGAGGUGCAGUGCUGUAUGGAGAUGGUGAGCAGAGCUAAAAAACCAGUCAUCCUUCUGGGCAGUCAAGCAACGCUGCCACCAACACCUGCGGACAAUGUCCGGGCAGCUCUGGAGUCUCUGGCGAUCCCUUGCUUCCUGGGAGGCAUGGCUCGAGGAAUGCUGGGAAGGGACAGCCCCAUUCACAUCCGACAGAACCGAAGGGAUGCUUUGAAAGAGGCAGACCUGGUCAUAUUGGCAGGUAUAGUGUGUGAUUUUCGUUUGUCUUAUGGCCGUGUCCUCAGCAAACGGAGCCAGAUAGUUGCUGUAAACCGCGACCGUUCGCAAUUGCUGAAAAACUCAGACAUGUUCUGGAAGCCAACACUCGCUGUGAGAGGUGAUGCUGGUUCCUUUUUAGUUCGGUUGGCAGAGGGGUUGCGAGGUUACCAGGCUCCCCGUGAUUGGACCCGACACCUGAAGGAUGGAGAUGUCAAAAAGGAAAAGGCUAAUUGUGAAAAAGCAGAGGAGGAAGUGAUGACACAUCUGAAUCCUCUGAAAGUUCUGCAUCGUGUCGAGCAUUUGAUGGAGGAGGACAGCAUCAUAGUGACUGAUGGGGGUGAUUUUGUGGGGAGUGCUGCUUAUAUCUUGAAACCCCGAGGACCUCUCCGAUGGCUCGAUCCUGGAGCAUUUGGCACACUUGGAGUAGGUGGUGGAUUUGCACUGGGAGCCAAGCUUUGCAGACCAGAGUCGGAGGUUUGGAUCGUUUAUGGCGAUGGUUCCCUUGGCUACAGCAUUGCUGAAUUUGACACAUUCAAACGUCACAAGACUCCUGUAAUCGCCUUGGUUGGCAAUGAUGCUGGCUGGAGCCAGAUUUCCCGAGAGCAGGUUCCCUUGCUUGGCAGCAAUGUGGCCUGUGGCCUGGCAUACACAGAUUAUCAUACAGUUGCUGAGGGAUACGGUGGUAAAGGCUUUCUACUGAACCGGGAAAAUGAAGAUCAAAUGGACAAUAUAAUAAGGGCUGCUCAGGGGGAGUGCAGGAAUGGGAAUCCGACCCUCAUAAAUGUCCUGAUAGGAAAAUCGAAUUUCAGGGAAGGUUCCAUCUCUGUGUAAUCACUCCUUUUGUACAGAUCAUGGAUUUGCUGUUUCGUGUGUGCCUUGCCCCAUUAAGUUCUUGUCCUAGUGACAUAGACAGAAAACAGAAUGGUGAAAGAUUGUACAUAAUCAUGCAAUUGCAUUUAAUGCACAAGGUACUUAAUCAAAGACUAAUUUACAUGAAUAACCACUAACAUUUUGAUUUUAUUUGUUUUUUAGAAAACAAAAAUCAGGCUAUAUUUUAUUAUUUUUUAAGUUAAUCUGUGUUAAAUUUGAGUCUAUAAUAGUUGUGUAGCUUGGAGCUGGUUAACAGUGGUUUUCAAUGCAGUUCCUGGAAGCCACUUGAACAAUCCCUCUCUUUGUCCAAGGAGCCUCAAGGUUCGUGCUGCUGGGUUUGUCUGUGUGCUGAAUGAGCUGUAGCGUGAUGCUGUACCCUCCCCAGCAAAAAAAACAGGAUCUAGAAACAACAUGAUCCUUAUACCAUGAAUCACAGGCUCUGGCUAAAAUAAAGAAAGAACCCUUUUGUUUUA